Colletotrichum gloeosporioides is the source of this 981-nucleotide messenger RNA. Its product is annotated as putative 2-hydroxyacid dehydrogenase UNK4.10. The transcript is spliced from 5 exons. Gene Ontology annotation, molecular function: hydroxypyruvate reductase [NAD(P)H] activity; NAD binding; glyoxylate reductase (NADPH) activity. NCBI's taxonomy places the organism in Eukaryota, Fungi, Ascomycota, Sordariomycetes, Glomerellales, Glomerellaceae. The record is from RefSeq and is a predicted model, not a curated record. Gene Ontology annotation, cellular component: cytosol. The coding region runs from base 1 to 981 and encodes 326 amino acids.
AUGGCUGCGCAUGCAAAGGUACUGCUUCUUGGCAAAAUUGACCACGCAACUGCAUCCUGGGAUUCACUCUCCGAGCAUGCACAACUUGUGAAGACUCAAUCAACUAGCAGAAAAGAGUUUCUCAUUGAGCUUCGAAGUGGAAAACUGGAUGGAGUUGUUGCCAUAUGUGAUCGUGCACCUUACAGUCUGGCAGUCACCGGAAAGUUCGACGAGGAGCUAGUGCAGGGACUCCCCAAAAGCGUUAAGUACAUCUGUCACAAUGGCAAAAAUAUUCUUGUCUCAAACUGCCCCGAGGUUGUGGACGAUGCUACGGCCGACACCGCUGUAUUUCUGAUCCUGGCUGCGCUAAGAGGCUUCAACAACGGCAUUAUGUCCAUACGUAAUAGGACUUGGACGGGCCACGUACCUCCAGGGCCUCUUGGCCAUGAUCCCCAAGGCAAAACUCUUGGUGUUCUGGGUCUCGGCGGCACUGGCAUCAAUCUGAAGAAAAAGAUGGAAAUGUUUGGGAUGAAGGUUAUCUAUCAUAACAGAUCACGUUCUGUUCUGUCUGACGGCGCCGAGUACGUCAGCUUUGACGAGCUACUUGCAAAGAGCGACGUAUUGAGUCUUAAUCUACCACUGAAUGUCAAUACCCGAAACAUCAUCUCAACCGGAGAAUUCGAAAAAAUGAAGGAUGGCAUCGUCAUUGUCAAUACGGCCCGAGGCGGCGUUCUGGAUGAAGAUGCCCUGGUCAAAGCCUUGGAUUCUGGCAAAGUUCUCUCAGUAGGGCUCGAUGUCUACCAAAGCGAGCCUGACAUCCACCCCGGUCUUCUAUCAAACCCGCAUGUCUGCAUGCUACCGCAUAUGGGCACAUCGACUGUAGAGACCAAAACAAAGAUGGAGGAGUGCACUAUCUCAAAUGUGCGGUCGGGUAUUCUGACGGGAAGGCUGGUUACAUUGGUUCCAGAGCAGGCAAAGCUUAAAAGUGCUCCUUCUCGAUAA